Messenger RNA from Formica exsecta, 1458 nucleotides. RefSeq names its product ribosomal L1 domain-containing protein CG13096-like. The record is from RefSeq and is a predicted model, not a curated record. Bases 34 to 1200 code for a protein of 388 amino acids. The transcript is spliced from 3 exons. Lineage: Eukaryota; Metazoa; Arthropoda; Insecta; Hymenoptera; Formicidae.
AUUUCCGCCUGCAAGUCUCAGCUCAAAGCAGUGAUGACGCCAACACGUGGAAAGCCGCGUAGUCAAGAGGAGAGAAAAAGAAAUAUUGGUAAAAAGAAGGAAAAUGGUGCCAAUCUUGGAACAGAUAGCAAAAUAAUGACAAUAGAGAAAAUGAAACUAAAAAAUUCAGAUUCGCAAAAUUCGCGAAAGCGAAAACGAGCGAAUUCGGAGAUGAAGAAGACAAAGGAAUCACCACCAAAGGAUUUAGACGUAGAAAUUGUCGAAGAAGAAACAUUUUUAUCGUUGAAACAAAUUUCACAGUGUAUUUCUGCGAUUUUCCAUUUAACUCAGGAACAGUUGAAAGAAAACGCGCAAAGAAAUCUUCUAAUCACGGAGGUGCAGCCGUUAUUUGUGCAAGUGACUUGCAUAAAAGUCCCAAAAGUGCCUCGCAGACAAAUGAGAAUCUUAUUACCACAUUCAAUAGUAGCACCAAACGAUGAAAUUGCUCUAUUUGUUUGUGAUUUGGAAAGAGGGAGAAGGAAAGAUUAUGAACUGACAGUAGAGCAUUACAAAAACUUAUUGGACGAGCACGGAUGUACUCGCGUGAAUGAAAUAAUACCUAUAAAUCGCGUGAAAACCGAAUUCGAUCAAUUCGAAUUGAAGAAAAAGCUUGUAGGCAGUUAUGAUCAUUUUCUUGUCGAUGGUCGCAUCGCUGGUUUUAUGUCACACCUGUUGGGAAAACAUUUCAUAAAGAGACGGAAAUUGCCAACAUCGAUCAGGAUGGACAGCAAAGAUUUGAAGCACGAAAUCGAUUAUGCAUUGAGAAAAACUAGCAUGCAUCUUCACUCUAACGGCGAUACUCAUUUAGUCCAGAUAGGGAACACAUCUAUGAGUGAAAAAGAAAUCAUGACAAAUAUAUUGGCGACUUGCAAAGAUCUUGAAAUGCAUUAUCCUGGCAAGUGGGCGAACAUACGAGCUCUUCGGUUGAAAAGCACGACCUCUCUAGCAUUGCCUUUUUAUAUGACAUUAAGGAGUAAAAAUACGAUUGAUCCACUCACGAUUGCGGUACCGCCGAAGAGACCGAAGGCUUACCACGAAGUGGAAGGAGAACUAUCGACGUUCCUGGGCGAUACCACAGUCACUGUUAAGCCCGAUGGCGAAGUUAUCCUUAAUAAACAAAAAAAUCUACGAAACAAGAAGAGCACAAAGAAAAACAAAUAAAUUAAGAAUUAAGACAAUAUAUAAAAAUUAUUGUUAUACUUUAAUCAUUUUAAUUCUAGUAAAAAACAAUUACAAAAAUUCACUAUUUCCAAAUUUGCUAUAUAUACAAAUUUAGAAUAUACCCUAUCUAAAUUUGUAAUAUUAAUUUAACAUAUUAAUUUAAUUAACAUUAAAUAUAUCACAUCUUAUAUAAUUCACAUUCGAUUAUUGCAUUUAAGAUGUUAAUAUUAGAUAAAUAUAUAUACUAUUGUUUAACAA